Molecule: messenger RNA, 5391 nt
Organism: Epinephelus fuscoguttatus (brown-marbled grouper)
Lineage: Eukaryota; Metazoa; Chordata; Actinopteri; Perciformes; Serranidae
Gene: uggt1
Product: UDP-glucose glycoprotein glucosyltransferase 1
Exons: 41
Coding region: 28-4650 (1540 amino acids)
Cellular component (GO): endoplasmic reticulum
Molecular function (GO): UDP-glucose:glycoprotein glucosyltransferase activity
Source: RefSeq, a predicted model, not a curated record
AAGGACCCUCCCACUCCCCAGCGGAUCAUGAAUGCAGGAAGCUACGGAGCCGGCUUCGGCUUGAGGAUGUGGCUUCUGUCUGCCCUGCUGCUGUCGCUGCUUUCUGCAGUAUCCGGGGGUGCGGACUCCAAGGCUGUCACCACCACCCUCACAACCAAAUGGGCAGAUACCCCUCUGCUGCUGGAGGCCAGUGAGUUCCUGGCAGAGGAGAGCCAGGAGAAGUUCUGGGACUUUGUGGAGGCUAAUCGGAACAUAAAAGGAGAGCAUGAUGACACAGAUCAGGCCUACUAUGACCUGAUUGUGAAGAAAGCCAGUGCCUUGCUCAGCUCCGUCCAGGUGAACAUGCUCAAGUUCGCCCUCUCCCUGAGAGCCUACUCUGCAACAGUGUACUCCUUCCAACAGAUAGCGUCCAAUGAGCCUCCUCCCUCUGGCUGCUCAGCAUUUUUCAGCGUCCACGGAGAAAAGACGUGUAAUGAAGAAAGUUUAGAAGCGCUGCUGAAAACAGCAGCUGAGAGACCAAAGCCAUACCUUUUCAAAGGUGAUCACAAAUACCCAGGAUCAAAUCCAGAUGCUCCUGUUGUCAUCCUGUACGCCGAGUUUGGGAAACCGGAUUUCGACAGGCUCCACCAAGUCAUAUCAUCCAAAGUCUACGAUGGCCUGGCAACUUACGUGCUCCGCCAUUAUGUGGCGGAUCCAAGUGGAAAGAAAGUCUAUCUGUCGGGGUAUGGAGUGGAGCUGGCCAUCAAAAGCCAGGAGUACAAGGCAAAGGACGACACACAAGUCCAAGGGGCGGAGGUGAACGCUACAGUGAUCGGGGAGAACGAUCCAGUGGACGAGGUCCAGGGAUUCCUUUUUGGCAAACUGAAGGCCGUCUACCCAGAGCUGAAAGAGCAGUUACAGGAGUUAAGGAAACAUUUGGUAGAAAGCACCAAUGAAAUGGCCCCUCUGAAAGUCUGGCAAAUGCAAGAUCUGAGUUUCCAGACAGCAGCUCGCAUUCUUGCUGCUCCCGCUGUUGAUGCCCUCAACGUUAUGAAAGACCUCAGUCAGAACUUCCCCACCAAAGCCAGGUCCAUCACUAAAACUGUGGUCAACUCUGAGAUCCGCAAAGAGAUCGGAGAGAACCAAAAGUUUUUCAAAGGAACUCUGGGCCUGCAGCCCGGGGAUUCAGCCCUGUUCAUCAACGGGCUGCAUAUAGAUCUGGACACACAAGACAUCUUCAGUGUGUUUGAGGUGCUGCGCAGUGAGGCGAGGGUGAUGGAGGGCCUGCGCUCCCUGCAUAUCGACACGCCCUACAUCCAUGACAUCCUGAAACUCAACGUCCAGCCCUCUGACUCUGACUACGCUGUCGACAUCCGCAACCCUGCAAUCAGUUGGAUUAACAACUUGGAGACGGACCACAGGUACAGCUCGUGGCCUUACAACGUGCAGGAGCUGCUCAGGCCGACCUUCCCCGGAGUCAUCAGGCAGAUCCGCAAGAACUUCCACAAUCUGGUGAUCAUUCUGGACCCGACUCAGGAACACGCCACUGAGCUGCUGAGUGUUGCAGAGAUGUUUUACGCUAACAACAUCCCACUCAGGAUAGGGCUGGUGUUUGUGGUGUCAGACGAAGAUGACAUAGACGGCAUGCAGGAUGCAGGUGUGGCGCUGGUCCGAGCGUACAACUACAUCAGCGACGAGGUGGACAGUCAGAGCGCGUUUGAAGCUGUUAUCUUGAUGUUCAACAGGGUGCCCAUUGGUGGGAAGUUGAGUGUUGGUGACGUGGUGAAGGUGCUGGAGAAGAGGUUCCCCUACGUGGAGGUCAGCAGCGUCUUAGGAGCUGACUCCAGCUACGACAGCAACAGGAAGGAAGGGCGAGCGUACUAUCAGCAGACGGGGGUCGGCCCGCUGCCUGUGGUCAUGUACAACGGCAUACCUUACCAGCGUGAGCAGCUGGACCCGGACGAACUGGAAACGGUCACCAUGCAGAAGAUCCUGGAGACCACCACCUUCUACCAGAGAGCCGUCUACCUGGGUGAGCUGGCCACGGAUCACGACGUCGUGGACUUCAUCAUGAAUCAGCCCAACGUUGUUCCUCGCAUCAACCCCAGGGUGCUGUCCACCAGCAGAACAUACCUGGAUCUGUCUGAUACCAACAACUUAUUUAUUGAUGAUUACGCUCGCUUCUCGACUCUUGACACCAAAGAGAAGAGCACCGCUGUGGCCAACAGCAUCAACUACAUGACGAAGAAAGGGAUGACCUCCACCAACAGGCAUGAUGAUGGCUACAUCCGUCCAGUGACCUUCUGGGUGGUCGGAGACUUUGACAAGCCCUCAGGACGUCAGCUUCUUUAUGAUGCCAUUAGGCACAUGAAAACCAGCAACAAUGUCCGACUGGGGAUGAUCAACAACCCAACGGCCACUCCCUCUGCCGAGACAAGCCGCGUGGCCAGAGCGAUCUGGGCCGCCAUGCAGACGCAAUCUGCCAACAACGCCAAGAACUUCAUCACCAAGAUGGCUAAAGAGGAGACAGCCGCGGCCCUGGAGAAGGGAGUCGACAUCGGGGAUUUUGCUGUCGGGGGUAUGGAUGUGUCAUUGUUCAAGGAUGCAUACGAUGGUCCCAAAUUUGACUUCCUGCUCUCCCACGCUGCCUACUGCCGAGACGUGCUCAAACUGAAGAAAGGACAGAAAGCAGUCAUCAGCAACGGAAGGAUCAUAGGUCCACUGGAGGAGGAUGAGGUGUUUAACCAGGAUGACUUCCUGCUUUUGGAGAGCAUCAUCCUGAAAACGUCUGGAGAGCGAAUCAAAAGCAAAGUCCAACAGUUUGGGAUUGAGGAGGACAGGGCUAGCGACCUCGUGAUGAAGGUGGACGCUCUGCUCUCCUCUCAGCCCAAGGGAGAGGCCCGGGUAGAAUAUGACUUUGCAGAUGACCGCUACAGUGCUGUGAAGAUCCGCCCGAAGGAGGGAGAUGUGUACUUUGAUGUUGUUGCGGUGGUGGAUCCUGUAACCAGGGACGCACAGAAACUAGCUCCUCUCCUGCUGGUUCUGAAGCAGCUGGUAAACGUCAACUUACGGGUCUUCAUGAACUGCCAAUCCAAACUGUCAGAAAUGCCUCUCAAGAGUUUUUACCGUCACGUGUUGGAGCCAGAAGUGGCGUUUCAGGCUGACGGUAGUUUUGCUCCAGGCCCCAUGGCCAAGUUCCUUGACAUGCCUCAGUCUCCACUCUUCACCCUGAACCUCAACACUCCUGAGAGCUGGAUGGUGGAGUCUGUGCACACCCGCUAUGACCUGGACAACAUUUACCUGGAGGAGGUGGAGAAUAUUGUAGCAGCAGAGUACGAGUUGGAGCAUCUUUUGUUGGAAGGCCAUUGUUUUGACGUCAGUUCAGGCCAGCCACCACGUGGCCUCCAGUUCACCCUGGGAACCGCCUCCGACCCUGUCAUUGUGGACACAAUUGUCAUGGCGAACCUGGGUUACUUCCAGCUGAAGGCAAACCCAGGCGCCUGGAUCCUGAAGAUGAGGAAAGGACGCUCUGAUGACAUCUACAAGAUUUACAGCCACGACGGCACAGACUCUCCAGCAGACUCUGAUGACAUCAUCGUCGUGCUGAACAACUUCAAGAGCAGGAUCAUUAAAGUCAAGGUCCAAAAGAAACCAGACAAGUUCAACGAGGAGCUGCUGAGUGACGGGACCGAGGAAAACGACACUGGCUUCUGGAACUCUCUGACCAGAGGAUUCACAGGUGGAGGAAAGGCCGAAGAGCCAAAGCAGGAGAAGGACGACGUGAUCAACAUCUUCUCUGUGGCCUCGGGGCAUCUGUAUGAGCGGUUCCUCAGGAUUAUGAUGCUGUCAGUUCUGAAAAACACAAAAACUCCUGUCAAGUUCUGGUUCCUCAAGAACUACCUGUCCCCGACAUUCAAGGAGUUCAUCCCCCACAUGGCAAAGCAAUAUGGUUUCCAGUACGAACUGGUCCAGUACAAGUGGCCUCGCUGGUUACACCAACAGACCGAGAAGCAGCGGAUCAUCUGGGGCUACAAGAUCCUGUUCCUGGACGUCCUGUUUCCUCUCGCUGUCGACAAGAUCCUGUUUGUGGACGCUGACCAGAUCGUGCGAACAGACCUAAAGGAGCUGCGUGACUUCGACCUGGAGGGAGCUCCGUACGGUUACACACCGUUCUGCGAGAGCCGGAGGGAGAUGGACGGCUAUCGCUUCUGGAAGUCCGGCUACUGGGCGAGUCACCUCGCCGGGCGCAAAUAUCACAUCAGCGCCCUGUAUGUGGUCGACCUGAAGAAGUUCAGGAAAAUAGCUGCAGGAGAUCGACUCAGAGGACAAUACCAGGGGCUCAGCCAAGACCCCAACAGCCUUUCAAACCUCGACCAGGAUCUGCCCAACAACAUGAUCCAUCAGGUGCCCAUCAAGUCUCUGCCUCAGGAGUGGCUGUGGUGUGAGACCUGGUGUGACGACACCUCCAAGAGGAGCGCCAAGACGAUAGACCUGUGUAACAACCCCAUGACCAAGGAGCCCAAGCUGCAGGCUGCGGUGAGGAUCGUGGCCGAGUGGACUGACUAUGACCAGGAGAUAAAACGUCUGCAGACCAGAGUCCAGGCGGGAGUAAACAACACAAAGAAACAGAAAGGCACAGGCACAGGCACAGAUGUUCACAUAGAGCUGUGAGGAUCCUGAAGCAGCUGUGACGAGGCGGUGAACUGGACUCUGUUUAAAGAGUCUGCUUCAUGAAGAGAGGCUCCUCUCCUGCCUUUGGGGACUGCUGGCACACUGACCACAAACCAGUGCGGCAUGGUUUUGUUUCUGUUCUUUUUAUAACGUGUGAAGGGGAGUCAAAGCAGUCAGGUUGAAGAGGUUUUUCUGUGAGCGUGUGUGCAAGUGGUGAGAAUGUGUUUUGUGAAGCGAUUCGUGGAUAUACUGUUUUUUUUCUCUCCGGUAUAGAUUUAUUUCCCCUGUAAUAGAUGUCAGUCUGUACGUUUGCACUGAUGGGAUUCUGGUUCGGGCUGUGGUCGGACCACAAAGGGAGGAGGACCUUAGAAAUCGUGCUGCUGGUUAACUUGGGUUUUAAUCUGACAAACUGAACAUUUGGUGUUGGGAGGGGUUUCAGCUCACUGACGGGAAGAAGGGCACGGUCACGCAUGAGCAUAAUUAACUUUAGCAAAUAUUUGCCCCCGUUCACUUCCAUUCAAUACGAGUGAAGGCACGAAUAAAAGAUACACUCCUGGUAUCUUUGCGCUGCAUGGAGUUCAACUUUAGUGAAGUCGCAGCCUCAACCAACCGCAAACAAGUACGGGUGGAAGAGACGUUGACUGUUGCCAUGUUUAUCCAGCUGUUGUUGUAUGGUAAUGGACAUGAAAAAUACAAACUGCCCCACAUGAGAUGCUACCUGGCUGACAGAGAGUUAGGAAA